ACGAGCCCAACACUUCCCGUUCCAUGUCCGAUUAGCUUGCUUGAUGACCACCUGCAGUGAAAAAUCCAGCGGCUAUUACCAAAGUAUUCAUGACACCAAAAAUAUGCAGCUAACCUGCACACUAGUCAAGCCAGAUUGGAUGUCGACUCCUUCGUCGUACGAUCACGAGACUCGCUUAUGAGAAGCUUCCGAUCUUCAUUCAACGACACCUCUAUACUCUGCUAGGUUAUUUUAACGAGUAGACAGGCCCCGACGAGGAAGAAGAGGAAACUUUAUCGAGUUCCCGCCCAGCACCUCGCUCAUUGUAUUAUUUACCCGCUGUAUCGGGUUAACAGAGGCCACCCCACAUCUCUAUCGCCUUUGUAAGACAAGCAAGCACAAUGUCUAUUAGUGGGAAGCAGCCGUUCUUUCCCCCACCAGCGUACUCCCCUCGUCGGACUUCUGCAGCUUUAGUCGCCACCAACCCAUACACCAACGCCACUUACCAUUCUCCCGAUGCCGAAUACGAACUCUACGCGCCAGUGGACGAAUACAGCCUUCCGCCGUCUUUCACACAACUGCCGAGACUAGACAAGCUUGCCCCUGUACACGACAUCAUUCUUCAACACUUCUCCGACAUUGAGCCACUCAAAGCGCUCACCUUGUGCUCCGAGGUCUAUGAUCUCGUCAUACCUCACCUGUACCACUAUGUUAAGACUAGCAAAGGUCUACUGAAAGGCCUUGACUUCCGAUCAAAGACGUGGAAGAGAAAGCAGAAAGCUUUAAGCUACGUGAAGGUUCUGGAGAUUGACAAUAUGGAAGAGAUGUGGCGAAUCGCAAUGCUGGGUUACAAAGAGUAUUCAGGCCUCCCUAGGUCAUAUACCGAUGUCUUCCCCAAUGUGCGUCAGAUCGUCAUAUCCCAAGAAGCUUUAAUUGGGAUCUAUGUGAUGAAGAAAGAAGGAGAGCCACAGAGGACCUGGAGCAUAGAGGAAUUGAGGACAGCGUUGAGGUUACAGUUUCCACCGAUCGUCACCGAGGUCAUAGGCCCACUACCUCGAGAAACAGGCGGUGAAUCUGCCGCAAAAACCAUAGUUUUCCCUGUGCAAAGGCCUGAGACCUGUCGAUUCACCUCACCACCGUCUACACCGAUGAGCACCCGCAUCCUAUCGUACUUCCGUUAUCGCCCUCAGCAAGGUCAACAGUCUCAACAACAGCAAUCGAAUCAACAGCCGACAUACAGCCAAGUGACCGACAGAAGAUUUCAACCUGACAUAUCAUCAUGUGAAUCUGCGCAUGUGUCGGUGUGCUCAUUUGGGUUGCCGUUCAUGCGGUCAACCUCGCGAAGGCGAAGCAGCCAUGCAGGGGGCUGAUGAAGGAAGACAGCAAAUAAAGCGUUGAAGUCGUUGGGCUUACGAUCUUUGACUACAUACAAUUGUAUACGCGGAUUUAUCUAUAACUGCUACCUGUAAGUAUAAUGAAGAGGGAGGGAGGACGGAAUAUGAAAUCAAUGAAAGAGACUAUGUUAAAAGAUGACGAGAGUCUUGUUGACGAGUUCCGGCCUGUGCACCGUUACAAGACACCAAGUGAUGAACAAUGGCCGCAUCACCAAUCCAAUCAUUGGUCGUAGAUAGAUCUCAUUACGAGUUUAUCGACCAACGUCCCAUCAAGCUCCAUCUCAUGAGCGAGGUUUGAUCAGGGAUGUAGAAAGGCGAGGUCGAUAGGUUGUGAUUCGAUGGGUAGUAUUAUUUUGGGCCAAUAUUGAGCCCAGUGGAUCGAUGAUAACGGUCUUGUGGUUGGCUUUGUUGUAUCGUAGUAAAUCGCCGGCUGCGUUCUUGUAUGUAUCUGA
Molecule: messenger RNA, 1825 nt
Organism: Cryptococcus deneoformans JEC21
Lineage: Eukaryota; Fungi; Basidiomycota; Tremellomycetes; Tremellales; Cryptococcaceae
Product: expressed protein
Exons: 5
Coding region: 381-1349 (322 amino acids)
Source: RefSeq, a predicted model, not a curated record